AUGGCCAUCGCCUACAUCACCUACUGGAUGGGGGAAGGGGAGGAUAGGCACAAGACAAAAUCAUCUGGACAACAUCUUGGAAAAAAGGGAUCCGGACUCGUUUUUGCUGAUCAUCUUCCUUCGACUAAUUGUACACUGGCAGUUAUUGGUUUACAGUAUGGAAAUUCUCCGAAAACGUGGACUCGAGUUAUCGUGGAGGGCAGACCUGAUCCAACGCACGCAAAGGUGUACCUCAUCGACUAUGGAAUGCGGCAACUUGUAAACGCACGAAGCUUGUAUGAAAUGCCUAUCGAGAUGAUGCGAGUUCCACCCCAAGCGUUUCCUAUCAUUCCGAAGAUCUCACAACCUCCCGAUCUUGGUCCCGGUGAAUGGCAAAAAUUGAAAAAUGUUCGCAUAACCGUUCAUAUGAGAGGUGUGAAAGAUGGCAAAUUUGUAUGCGACCAAAUGACGGUCUAUGACGCUUCUACACGUACGGACGUCGACUUUGGUGCCGCAUUACGGAGCAACAUCCAGCUAGAACUGUGA
Messenger RNA from Cylicostephanus goldi, 525 nucleotides. The record is from the annotation of a GenBank genome assembly. NCBI's taxonomy places the organism in Eukaryota, Metazoa, Nematoda, Chromadorea, Rhabditida, Strongylidae.